CAUAGCUUUCAUCAGUACAGCAACCGUAAUACUUUUAAUCCGUUAACACUUAUACACUGUAAACCACUGGUACUGUAAAUUAAAGCUAACACAAUGUUGAGCUUUUAUAUUUUUUGUUUAGUCUGUUUGGCAACACACACGGCAAACGCAGCUCCCCAAAGUGUACUGAAAAACGAUGUUAAACCAGUCGUUCCGAGAGACCUCCAAAAGCCCAAAACGACGGGAAGAGGUAUAAGCGAUGAAAGCGAUGAAAGUGAUGAAAGUGACUCGAAUGAAGAUAGCGACGAAAACGAAAGAUGCAUUGACGAGAUUCUUCACAACCGCAACGGCAUAAAUGGACAUUUUCAAAAUGCACCACAGACAAAUAAAUACGACUGGCGUAAAACGCCAGACAGCCAACACGGAAACACGUAUGGAUAUGGAUACAACAGCAAUACAAGAUAUCCACAACCAUACGGUUCGCCAUUUCCGUCCAACUACGACAAUAGGCCAGGAUACCAACGCUUCAACUCUCCACGCGACGGAUAUAAUCGCUUUAAUCAUAUGUACAACGGCUAUGGCAAUAACGUGCAUCCACAAUCAUACUGGAGACCGCCGUAUCCGAUGCCGUCAAAUGGGUGGAAUAAUUGGAACAAGAAACCGUUAAAAAAGAAUAAACAUAAAACAAACAAAACCGAAAACAAGAUAGUUUUAAAUAACGACGACCUAGUGAUCAACGGCAAGAAGGUUCCAAUAAAAUCAACAGCAAAACAGGGUAUUACCGUAAACUUAAGGGAUGAUAGUGUCACCGUCAACAAAAAAAAGAUUCCAGGAGUUAAAUCCAAAAAUUCGGGUGUUAGCGUACAAUUUAAAGACGAUACACUCUCGAUCAACGGCAAAAAAGUUCCUGGAGUUAACGCAAACCAAGGACAAGUAAUCAAAUAUGAUAAAGGUGUGCUGAAGGUCGACGAGGAAAAAAUAGAAGAAUUCACCGGAAUAAAAGGAAAAGGACGUAUUGUUUGGGGAGAAAAUUCGAGUUCAGAUUCUGUUGAAGAUUCUGAUAAUGAUGACGAGUCUGAUGAGGAUGACAUUGAGAAAAAAUAUCCUUGGUUAAUUCGAUACGAGUCAAAAAUAAACAAACUAUCCCAAAAGAAUAAACGUAAGACAAACAAAAAAAAGAUAGAUCAGUCGAGUGCAAGUAUAGUUUUUAAUGACGACGGCCUAGUGAUCAACGGCAAGAAGGUUCCAAAAAUACCAACAGCAAAACAGGGUAUUACCGUAAACUUUAGUGAUGAUAGUGUGACCGUCAACAAAAAAAAGAUUCCAGGAGUCGUGUCCAAAAAUCCGGGCGUUAACGUACAAUUUAAAGACGAUACACUCUCGAUCAACGGCAAAAAAGUUCCUGGAGUUAAAGCAAACCAAGGACAAGUAAUCAAAUAUGAUAAAGGUGUGCUGAAGGUCGACGAGGAAAAAAUAGAAGAAUUCAACGGAAUUAAAGGAAAAGGACGUAUUGUUUGGGGAGAAAAUUCGAGUACAGAUUCCGAUGAAAAAGAAGAUAGCGACGAAGAAGAAAAUAAUGAUUGGGUGAAAAAAUAUAACGCACACUUAAAAAAAAAAUUAAGAAAAAAUACCAAGAAAUACCAAAAAUGAUUCGAAUAAACAUCUGCAAUGGAAAAAGUCAUAAAAAAAAUACAUAUAAUAUAUAAACAUAUUCUCAUUCAAGAAUUCAAUAACGGAGGACAGAUUUAAUAACAAAAAUUCAACGAGUCGCCGUUACGAAUUAAAUAUAUUAUAUCUUUAAUUCAUUAGGCUUAUGUACACAACAAAAUUUAAUGUAAUGCACUUAAAAAAAUAAUAUAUUAUAUCGUAUAAAAUUUUAAUUAAAAUGUAAUGAUAUGAAAUUUUUAACAGUAUAAA
Messenger RNA from Adelges cooleyi (spruce gall adelgid), 1896 nucleotides. RefSeq lists its product as uncharacterized. Bases 94 to 1629 code for a protein of 511 amino acids. The transcript has 8 exons. The record is from RefSeq and is a predicted model, not a curated record. Lineage: Eukaryota; Metazoa; Arthropoda; Insecta; Hemiptera; Adelgidae.